This is a messenger RNA of Fusarium sp. VM40, 540 nucleotides long. Lineage: Eukaryota; Fungi; Ascomycota; Sordariomycetes; Hypocreales; Nectriaceae. The record is from the annotation of a GenBank genome assembly.
AUGGCACACGUUUCAACAAGAAGCGCGACUUUGCGUAACCACUCCUUGAUCACGCUUUUCCAUGCUGCAGGGUCUCUAUCCUUCAUUUAUAGCUUUUACCUCCUUACGACUUGGGACUCAAUCUAUGCGCGAGCUUUCGGGUGGUACUUCCAGUUCCUUACGGUUAUAGGCGUCGCUACAUCUCUCAUCACAUUUGUCUUCGGACUUGCUGCCGACCUUACGCUCCAAGAUGUGUUCUUCAGGGCUAAAAACGCUGUCACCAUCCUUGCGACGCCUUUAGAGGUUCUCGUUACCUUUCUAUAUUGGUCCAUACGAUCGCAUGAUCCUGCGUUACUUAUGUCGCAAGAGCUAUUUAAUGGACUGGAUCCGUGGCCAGAUAUUGGGUUCCAUAUUGCGCCGGCAGCAUUCUUAGCAGUGGACUUUUUACUGCUAAGCCCACAUGCCAUCAUCACUACACGCAGCAUGUUAUCCCUAAGUACGAUCUCGGCUCUGCUAUACUGGUGCUGGUGCGAGUUAUGCUUUUCUCAGAAUGGCUGGUAG